UUUCCAUGCGGCAUGGGGUCAAACUCGGGUACAUGUACCCGAGUCGGAAAAAAUCAUCUCGCCGCUAGAAAGGAGCAGUAUAUAUGGCCUCUAGUGUUGGAGUUAGGACGCUAAUCAUUUGUUUCUCUGUUUAACUCCAGACAAUACCUUAAAUAUCAGCCAAACUAUCAAUUGAUGCUUCACCUGUGGUCGCGCAUUCUCUAUCGUAGUCCAACACCCCGAGUAACAGUCUUGGCCUUUUCCCAACCGCAAGUCCUCAGUUGUAAGGCAAGGGCUUUGAAUUCAGCGACACAGAGAGCAGAUUCUAGCUCCUCGAUCAAAGAUAAAAUGACCAAGACAGUACCGACGACAUCAUUGCGCUAUGCGGAUGUCGCAGUUACAUACACCGCAGACCAAUUUCAGGGCAUCUAUCGAGGCAAACAAUACCAUGAACCAGACUUCGCAGAAGUCCUUAAACGUGCCAAAGAAAAUGGCUGCGAAAAGAUCAUGCUCACUACCAUGACCCUCCCAGGAGCUCAUGAGAACUGGAAAGUCGUGAAAGAAUUCCCGGACAUGUGCACCAUGACAUUAGGGGUGCAUCCGUAUCAUGCGGGCGAGAUAUACGCCGAAAAUGAGGGAAGCAAGUAUCUUCAAAACCUUCGCGAGCUUGGAGAAACCCUUCGAGCCGAGAACCCGUCGCCGCUAGUGGCUUUCGGAGAGAUUGGACUUGACUAUGAGUAUCUGGACCGUGCCGAUAAAGCGAUACAGCAGCGUGCUUUCCGUGAUCAGCUCGAUAUGGCCGUUGAAAUGCAGUUACCUCUUUUUCUACACGUGCGCGAGUCGUGUGCUGAUUUCAUUUCGAUCAUCCGACCUUACUUGUCCAAGUUGCCGCGCGGUGGCCUGGUGCAUUCUUUCGCUGGGUCGAAGGAGGAGAUGUUGCAGUUGGUUGAGUUGGGCUUUGACAUCAGUGUCAAUGGUGUUUGUUUCCGUACUGAAGAACAACUGGAGAUGGUCUGCCACAUUCCCUUGGACAAACUGCAGCUUGAGACCGAUGCUCCGUGGUGUGAGAUCCAAAACAAUGACGAGAAAAUUGCCCCAUACCUCACCAAUGCAAAGCCAUUACCUCCGUCUCGCAAGCACAACAAGUUUAUUCUGGGUCAGAUGGUCAAGACGAGAAAUGAGAGCUGCACAAUUAAACGUGUUGCUCUGGUUGUGGCCGGCUUGAAAGGGAUCUCAUUAGAGGAGGUCUCACGGGCGGCGUGGAAUAACAGUGUUAGGAUGUUCGGUUUAGGGGUACAGGGCCAGUGAUAUAGAGAACCUUUUGCUUAUGCCUUACUAUAGAAUAUCGAGUACAUAGAAAUAUGCGCACAUACAUACAUGGGAUUCACGUUCGAGCAGACGCUAUACCUUUAUACGUACAAUACAUUUAAUCUCGAUAGUUGAGACGUGACGGAUAAUUCACAAGUGUAAAUGGUAUCUCCUCGAGUACAUGGGUGAGCGAAG
Molecule: messenger RNA, 1482 nt
Organism: Aspergillus pseudotamarii
Lineage: Eukaryota; Fungi; Ascomycota; Eurotiomycetes; Eurotiales; Aspergillaceae
Product: TatD family hydrolase
Exons: 2
Coding region: 175-1287 (370 amino acids)
Cellular component (GO): cytosol
Molecular function (GO): 3'-5'-DNA exonuclease activity
Source: RefSeq, a predicted model, not a curated record